This is a messenger RNA of Magallana angulata, 1380 nucleotides long. RefSeq lists its product as uncharacterized. The coding region runs from base 66 to 1268 and encodes 400 amino acids. The record is from RefSeq and is a predicted model, not a curated record. Gene Ontology annotation, molecular function: protein folding chaperone. Lineage: Eukaryota; Metazoa; Mollusca; Bivalvia; Ostreida; Ostreidae. The transcript has a single exon. Gene Ontology annotation, biological process: response to heat; protein refolding.
AUUGGAGAUUUAAUACUCGUGUUCAUAUUUUGAAUGAAAGCGAACCUGAACGGAUUGUAUCCGUGAUGCUUCCAGUGGAAAUUAAAACCACGGAGAAACAUGUUCCUCAAGGAAAUAAUAACUCAGGAGAAAUCAUUGUACCAAAAUAUUUAGAGGGAGUCGUUCCGAGAAUAUUUAAGAAAAACAAGGGAAGAACUCGACCUGUUGAUGCAAAGUUAAAAACUAAUGCAAAAGUUUGGAAACAUUCGCUUGAUUUAAGUGGAUACAAACCGGAGGAAAUCCAAGUAAACUGUUCCGGUGGUAACAAGGUGUCUGUGACGGCGGAGAAACAAAGCGAUGCUCGCUGUAGAGGGGUCCAGGUGAGGAGAACUGUGUUUGUGCCGGGGGGAGUGGACAUGUGCAAUAUUUCUAGCUUUGUGUCGGACGAUGGGAAACUGGUCAUCCAGGCGCCCUACCAUAAGGUGUCCCCCGGGGAUACGUGCAAGAGGUGCUGUCUGAAGAGGAAGCUCACAGAAGAAUCAGAAAAAUCUCAGGGAAAUAAUCACGCUAAAAAGCUUAGGACAGAGGUGAUCGAUAACACUAAUGGGACAGAAAGUCGAUCCGAUUCAGAAUCCGACGAUGCGGAGGCAGACCUACGUCACACAAUGGGAGUGAAGUCACAUCCUCAUUCACCUGUCUCAGGGACCCCCCGGAGAAUGGGUGGUGCCAAUGUGGGGUGGACCACAGAGGUGGGGAAGACAGAUCCUGAUGCCAAAAAUGAAUUCAGUGUACACGAUCUAAGUUGUCCAACUAAAAACGUUCCAAGGGAUGCAAUAGAAUCUCAUCAUCCACAUUCAGCCAAAAUUCCCACGGACCAAGAGUCUCAAACCUCUCACCCUACAUCUAAUAACUCAUCCCUCAAAAUAUCCCCCGACCUGCCAAACAACACUGCCAAAUCCACGACCCCGCCCCCUAAAGUUUUGGGGAUCAGUGCCGGCUCCGACAUCUCCUAUAGAGAUAUUGGUCGACUUCCGUCCGUGCGGCGACAGUCUGUGGCACUCAGUAUCCCCAUCGAGAACUUCUUCCCUGACCGAGACAGUAUCGUCAUCUCCCUACAGGGAAACACCCUGACCAUCAAAGCUAACAGGGUGAGUAAAGUGAAGAACUGCGAACUCUCCGAACUGUUCCUGAAGGAACUCGUAUUUCCGUCCUGCUUCGACUGCAGCUCAAUCCGACUGGCCAAAGAUGUCGGCGGCUCGCUAAUCGUGACCGCCGAGAAACAUGAUUGAGAAAGACUGUCUGGGUGUCUGUCUGUUGUGUGUGACGUGUAGGUGUAAUGUUUAUUUAUUGGUGUAAAUGUGUAGAUCGCUGUGCUCAAAUAAAAUGGCAUUGUUUAUUACA